Messenger RNA from Plasmodium malariae, 1386 nucleotides. It is a transcript of the gene UTP15, whose product is annotated as U3 small nucleolar RNA-associated protein 15, putative. NCBI's taxonomy places the organism in Eukaryota, Apicomplexa, Aconoidasida, Haemosporida, Plasmodiidae. Gene Ontology annotation, biological process: positive regulation of transcription by RNA polymerase I; rRNA processing. The record is from RefSeq and is a predicted model, not a curated record. Bases 1 to 1386 code for a protein of 461 amino acids. Gene Ontology annotation, cellular component: nucleolus. Gene Ontology annotation, molecular function: protein binding. The transcript is spliced from 8 exons.
AUGUCGAGAUUUGCUCCUAUAGAAUUAAUAAGGAAAAAAAAAGUAACACACAAUACAAAUGAUUAUUUAUUUGAUUUUAAAAUUUUAAAAACAGGAAAAGAACAUGCUAGUAUUAAGUCGAUAAGUAUUUGCAGCCAGUAUGUGGCUAUUGGUUUUAGCAAUAUGGUUACAUUUUACAAUAUGCAAGGGAUUUAUUUAAAUAAAAAAUAUCAAUGUAAUGAAAAUAUAAGUAAAUUAAAAUUUCGGGAUGAUCAGAUGAUCGGUAUCGGUAUGGAAAAUGGUGAAAUUGAAUUGGUAGGGAUGUUUUGUUAUGAUAGAAUAAAAAAUAUGAAAGGACAUAAAUCAGCAAUUAAUGAUUUAAUUUUUAGUUUAAAUUUUCAAUAUUUAUAUACAUGUUCUCGAGAUUUUACUAUAAAAAUAUGGAAUAUAUGGGAUGGAAAAUGCGAAUGCACGUUAGACUAUCAUAUUGAUAAUAUAACUAGUAUUUGUUUUUACAAUUUGAAUGAUAGUAAUUAUUUAAUUAGUUCAAGUUAUGAUGGCUAUGUUUAUUUUUAUGACUUUAAUUUGAAUAUUAGCACAAAUAAAUUAGAAUUGAAUGAACCAGUAGAAUAUUUAACUAUUUUUAAAAAUGAAUAUAUAGUUUUAUCGGUCAAAAAUAUAAUUAAAUUAUAUUCAAUAGACAAGUUGGAAUUUGUAAAAGACAUAAUAGUUUCUACGAAAACUAUUUUUUAUAUAGGGGUGUUUAAGAAUUAUCUUGUUGAAGCUAGCUUAGAUAUGUCUGUUUAUUUUAUAGAUCCCUUUCACAAGAGCUCACAGGGUAUAAAAGUUGUAAGCAUAGUUAAUUUUCCAAAAUUGGUCAAAUCCGUUGAAAUCUUUAAUGAUUUAUUAGUAUUAGGAGAAAUUGAUGGAACAUGGUUUAUUGAAGCUUACAAUAAGAAGGAAAAAAAAAAGUCUAAAAAGAACAAGCGCACAAUAAUCGAUAUAGAGGAGGAAAAGUAUGUUCAUACCAACCGUAAGAUAAACAUUUUGGUUAAAUCAUUUAAGUACAAAGAUGCUCUAAUGACCUUAAUAAAUAAAGAGCCAUCAAGCAUUUUAUCCCUAUUAGAUUAUUUCUCAAAACACAACGUUUUGAUUGUAGCAUGCAGAACAUAUUGUAUUAGUGAAACAUCUAAAAUGCUAAAAUUUUUUAGGAAAAAAUUUGAAAAUAAUGUUUUAAUGUUUGAGUUCCUCUUUUCCUUUUUCCGUGCGAAUAAAUGGAUUUUGACAACAAAAAAUGAGGACAUAUUGAAUGAGUUGAAACUGCUGAAAAAGAAUUUUGAGAAUUUAAGAAAUUAUAUGAAGUACUAUUACAAAUUAAAGAAAAUCGCAGACCUUCUCAGGAAAUAA